Paramecium tetraurelia is the source of this 1173-nucleotide messenger RNA. RefSeq lists its product as uncharacterized. The record is from RefSeq and is a predicted model, not a curated record. The transcript has a single exon. Lineage: Eukaryota; Ciliophora; Oligohymenophorea; Peniculida; Parameciidae.
AUGAGUGAAAAUAAAGAUUAAUAAAACUAACCUUUGAGUUUGGAUGUUCCUUACUUUCUUAAAUUCUGUCAAAAUAGUUUCACUAAUAAUCAAACUAAAAGGGUGAAGGAGUAUUUUGAAAAUUAAAAAAAUAAUUUCAUACAUCAGAAUUAAUAUUAUAACAAUCAACCAAAUGGUUUAAAAGAAGAUGAAAACAAUACCACUUAUUAAUAUUACCUAGGUAAUCAUAGAUUUAUGCUGCCACUUAAGAUAUUUAUUGAAAAGCUUAAGAAAGGUAAAAUAGAUAAGAUAUAAAUAAAGGUAGUCUAAAUAUUAAUUUGGAGUAUUUUUAUGGAAAAAUAAUUAAUUUGGCAUGAUCAUUAAUUAUAUCUCAAUAAUAUAAGUGCUGAUAAUAUUUUAAUAGUAUCAAAAAAAGAUUUAUAUUUUGUAAAUUGCUUUAAAUAUAUAGAUGUGAGAUUUAUUAAUUUCGAUUUAUCAAUCUAAUUUGCUAAUAACUCUUCGUGUGCGAAGAAAUAAAAAGAUAAUUAAAAUCUAAUACAACUAAUAUAAGAAUUAUAUUAGCUUAUAAAUAGUAAAUAAGUUGUUACUUAAGACAAUUUAGAACUUUUAAUUCAAGGUAUCAACUACAACGAUAGAUUAAAAGAUGAUUAAGAUUAGUCUAUUUAUAAUAUGUCUUGGAAUUAAGAAUAGAUCAAAGCUUUGAAUGAGUUAUUUAAGGACAAAAAAUAUAGUUUUCAAUUAACUCAUUCAGUUCUAAAAGCAAUUUUAUUAUAACAUUUUUAUCUGAGUCCUGAAUAUACAUAUGACUAACAAUCUUUUGAUAAAUUGACUGCAAAGUUUAAAAAUUUAUUAUAAAAAAUUGACUCCCUUUAAAAUAACUAUAAGAAUGAAAUAUCAAAAUUUUAGAAUUAGUUAAAUUUUUACAUCAAUUAGAAUUAUCAAUUAGGUCAUGAUAUUAUUGUAGAUACUGAAUUCGUUAAUGAUUUUGAUAAAAAUGUUUUUAAUAAAAUGGUUGAUUUAGCUGAUUUUAAAUAAAAUGCAAUUUAUGAAAUUGAAAAAAUCAUAGAUAGUGAGUAUGAAAAAACUUUAUCAGAUACUAAAAAUUCUAUAUAAAAUCAUUUUUAAUCUGAAUUGGAAAUUUUUAUAUACAGUCUUUAUUGUGAUUUAAUUUGA